AUGCCUCGGAUAUACCUUGCUGACUCUUGUAGCAUCUACCAGGAGAUCGGCGAGGGCAGAAGAGUCGCCCUUGCAAAGCUUGCAGCCGAUUCUCUGGUCAACGAGGGCCGGCCCUUUCGAAUCGCCAUUGACAUUGCUAUUUGGCAGUUCCAGAGCCAGGUAGCCCAGGGUGGCACCAACCCUGCGAUUCGAACCCUCUUCUACCGUCUCGUUCGACUUCUGGCAGCGCCCAUCAAGCCCGUAUUUGUGUUCGACGGCCCCUACAAACCUAAAAUAAAGCGAAACAAGCGAUCCGGUCGUGGCGAUGCAUUAUCGAAUGCGCAAGCGAAACGAUUAAUCCAUUUGCUGGGGUUCGCCACUCACGAUGCGCCGGGAGAGGCAGAGGCAGAGUGCGCUCUGUUGCAACAGCACGGCAUCGUCGACGCCGUCAUGAGUGAAGAUGUCGACACUCUCAUGUUUGGAUGCACAAAGAUGCUACGGCAAUGGUCUCCGCAGUCGAAGCGCCAAACGUGCCCAACACAUGUGUCGCUCAUCGACAAAGAAGAGAUGCGCCUGGUUGACCAAGGCCUUGACCGAGAGGGCAUGGUCCUUGUCGCCCUGAUGAGCGGAGGCGACUAUGAUCCUGUUGGAAUCGCAGGAUGCGGGCCCAAGGUCGCUGUUGAGGCUGCCAAGGGAGGCUUUGGCAAGAGUCUCUGUCGCUUGAAAACUUCGGACGAGGAAGGGAUCCAGGCCUGGAAGAAGUCGCUGGUACACGAGCUCCGUACCAACGAAAGCCACUUCUUCAAAAGGCGAAACAAGGCGUUGGUUAUACCAGACACCUUUCCCGACUUCAAGAUCCUACGCUACUAUACGCAUCCUGUGGUUUCGCCAGAGUCGAGUUUAGGGGAAAUCCGCGACAAGAUCUACCAAGAGCGAGAGAUUCAAAUCGAGGACCUGCGGGAAUUCACGCGCGAGAUAUUUGGCUGGGACUAUCGAAUAGGCGCGAUCAAGUUUAUUCGCGUCCUUUCCCAUGCUGUGCUCAUCAACAAACUGCUUGAUACGGGCUACGAUGAUGCUGGUUACAUCAAGGGGAUCACGGGAUUUAGAUCACACGUUAUGAGUGAUCUUGUUCCUGAAGUUCGCAUGCAGCACAUUCCUCUGGAGAUCAUACCAAUCGACUUGUCCAAGGAAGUGGAUGAAUCGAUCACUCAAGGCCGGACAGGGUUGGCACUUAAUAGUGAUGACGACAUCGACGAGGCCGAGAAUAUCGAGGAAACUUCCGGCUCCAAGUCUAAGUCAAAACCGUUUGAUCCUUCAGAGCGCUACGGCAUUUGGGCGUUGGAGGUGCUGGCCAGGAGAAGCGUGCCAGAGAUUGUUGCUGAAGCUGAGCUAAAGCACAAUGCUCGAGAAAGGGCCCUCCAGAAAAGGAAGAAUACCACAACAAAGUCCAAGUCGGGUAUCAAGACCUCCGGAACCAAGGCCAAGACUGGAAUGCCCGCCGGUGCCCUUGACAAAUACGUACAAAUCUCGAAAUCUCAGCCUGCUCCAGUGACGACGACAAAGGAGGACGCCGGACUCGGCAGGCCGAUGAGGCCAUCGCCGACCCGGCCGCAGCGACGUCUCCGAAUACCCUCCCCCCUGGAGCCAAGUAAGCACCAACCCACGUCUUCGACCUUGGGCAGCCCCACCAGGCAGACGAACCCUUGGACACUUGGCAGCUCACAAGUGAUGCCUAGGCCGCGAAAUCCUCCUCCAGCAGAUGAACAAGAAGCGAUUGUCAUCACAUCUAGCCCCGUCCGCCCGGUGGAUUCACCUCCCCCGUCCCCGUCCCCAAAACCUCGGGCUCAGGAGUUCCCUGAUACAGUACGCUCAAUCCUUGCUUCGGAUGGCUCUCCGAAGAGGGUGAGGAAUACGGCGCGGAGUUCAAGGCUUCCGAAGCUAUCGAGCUCAUCUCAGGGGUCUCAACCUACGAAGCUGAAGCAAACAUCUAUGGACUUUUUUACCAAAAGGUCCAACACUGACAUUUCAAACUCUCAACCAUCCCCCCCUAAACUCCCACCCCCACACUCCAAGCCUUCAGCCCUGUCAAAAGAUGUUGACCCCUUUGAUGACGACCCCUUCGAUAGCGAUUCUGAUGGCCUCGUGCCCCUAUCUGAGCUCAUCUCGCGUUCUCCUACCUCCCCCACCAAGCGCCACCAGCCAUCUAUCCCGCGGGAGCGAGACGCAAGCCCCAGUCCAGCCCCAGCGCGGAAGAAGAAGUUACUCAUCCCGCGGGCCAGUGAUGUGGGCUUCUUCAAAGAGGUCGAGGUGGAUGCUGACGAGCGUGAUGAGCGGCUGGCUAGGGAGACAGCAGCUCUGGAUCGCAAGGGCAUCAAGGCGAGGGUUGUGCGGGUGAGCGAGAUUGGAUUUAUAGAUUUGACGCAAGAGGAUUGA
Molecule: messenger RNA, 2412 nt
Organism: Fusarium falciforme
Lineage: Eukaryota; Fungi; Ascomycota; Sordariomycetes; Hypocreales; Nectriaceae
Exons: 3
Coding region: 1-2412 (803 amino acids)
Molecular function (GO): crossover junction DNA endonuclease activity; 5'-flap endonuclease activity
Source: RefSeq, a predicted model, not a curated record